CAACAGAUGCUUUUCUCAGCUCCAACUUAUUUCCAAUCCCUGACUAGCCAAGAACGCUGGCGUUACAUCGGAAACGCUGGGGUGCAGAGACCAGACGACGACGCGACGCAAACGGCAUUCACAAUGACGACAACGCAACGCAAGCAAGCAUGUGAGAAGGUACAACGACUCCCAAAGAGCACAAAAUAUUGUUGAAUGAACGCGAGCGUAACGUUCGGAUCGUCGUUUGUCGGCUUCAGUUAGUCAGUGGACUUCAACGCGAGCGGUGGUGCGAUCCUGUGCGUGCCGAGUAUUUCUCCGGGCGGUUUGUACCUGUAUGCAUUGUGGUCGAUGGCAUAGAGCGCGGUCUGAGGCGUGAGAAAAUAUCCCAUAUUUGUACUAGUGGCGGGCGUGUUUACGUUUCCAUGUGUCGAGUGUGGGCCUUUGGCAUAAAAUUCACCGAAGAAGAUAUUUAAUCGUUAUCAAUUUGGGAUCUACCUGUGGAUACAUCAUCGAAUGCUGUGAAACGAGGAAAAUUCGCAAACAACUCAACAACGGUGUACUGAAGUGCCUGAAGAGAAAGAAGUGCAUUGAAUAAAAAAAAAAAGAUUUGAUAAUCGUUCGGCUCAUAUAACAUACACAAAUUGAUAAUAAUCAUCCUGAAACGUGCUGAACACGACCGGUGGGGCAUUGGAGAGUUACUGUUUGGAGUUAUUCUGCGAACAAAACGAGAAAAAACAAGUGAUUCUAAGGAUGAUGCAUCAAACAAGUGUGGCAAUUUGAUGCCGAUGUGAUUUGCGGUUGGCCGGAGAUGAACUAAGCAAGAAGAUUUUCUCAACAAUAAACACCACGGCACGAUGACACAAUCGUGAUGGAAACGGAAAGCAUUGUCAGUGAACCUCCACCUGGCACGAGAGGAUUUCCGACUGAGAGAUCCGCAUCAAUGACCGUUCUGUCACCCCAAGGAAAAGCAAACCACCAACAAUUACAGCAACUACACCCGCAUCAGCCACCGAGGGUGGCUCAGCUGGAAACACUGGAAGCAAAGAUGGCAAGCAUAGAAGUCUCGCUGAGUAGUGCGACGCCACGAAGGAGAAAAGGUUCAUCACUCGGCGGAGGCUCCCUUUCGGCUCGGUCGUCACCGCGGCCAGACUGCCCCGGCAGGGAAAUGCGGUCUGCUCUACAGGACCGUGAAGCAGUUAUACAAAACUUGCGAUUGCAACUCGGGUUGGGUAAACUACCUCGACCAACAGGACCAGCAUUCGACGACGAGGAACGACCAGCCGCAGAGCAGAAGCUUUCCAAACUGCGAUCGGACGCUGAGAACAAGAAGGUGGCGAUACGGAACCUGAAAAGUGCGUUGGAAAAGUUGGAUAUCACUGACAACAUCGACAUUCGAAUCCGCCAGGCUGAGUUGGAAUACGCUUUGGGGCGAGAAGAACUACAGCUACUGUCACUAGUAGAAGAAGCUAGAGCACUUCAGGCUAGGUUAGAUAAAUCGAAACCAGAAUCGAAUUCUCUCUACGGAAUGCUUCAAUCGGGGAUUAAUUUAACGCUGCAUGCCGUGAAAGCUACGCCAGGCCGGUGGAAUGCCAGUAUGAAAACAGACUUUCCCGGUUUCUGGAUCGAUUGGGCUUUAGAAGGGGAAGGCCUCAACCGUGGCGAUCGAAUCAUUGAAGUGAAUGGUAAGAUUGUCCCCGGUAGGACACGAGAAGAGUUGCAGAAACUGAUGAGCACGUCUGGAAAAUGUGAGAUGGUUAUUUUGAGGAAAAAAUCUUUACCGUUUUCGCAACAGCAAUUGCAGCAAUCACAAGCUGAUAAUGUUCGACUGAAACAUCGAAUAUCGUACUUAGAAGAUCAGGUCAAAGAGUUACUUGCAUCAAGAGACAAUAACACCGAUAGUGGAAGCUCUCAAGCCAGUAUCAUUAACGGGAAUGGAGGAGCACAUGUUACAUCGAUUAGCAUCACCUCACCACCUUCAACGCCCCCCGAUAACAAGCCACAAAUCUACCAAAGAGGUUCGUUUGUUACAACAAUCAUAGACGGAAAACCCUCAAAAACUCCUCCAAACAGCGAAAGUCCAAAGACACAUCACGGUCAUGUAACUACGACAACUAUUAUAAAAGAAUGUGAUAAAAUCAAUGGAGAACUAACAAGUGGAAAUGUGCUUAAACACAACCUCAGGAAUUCCAUGUCUUCUUCGAAAAUUUCGAUCAACAGCGAUAUGAGCAACAGCACAAUACAAUAUUAUCAAAAGAAAGAGCGUGACAAACGAGAACGCGAAGCACGGCGGUUAGAGCGUGAAAGGUAUAUGCAACAAUAUGGAUCCAAAUUACAAAGGAGUGUGAACGAUUUGGAUGGUGAUCCGGAUCGACGACAUCUUCAUUACCAUAGAUCUCAUGCACGAAGCGUUGAAUAUCUCAACGGAGGAGCAUCUGACAGGCGAAAAUUAACUCUUCCUAGCGAGUCCAGCUCACGGCGAGAAAUGAGAAGCGUCAAAAGUCUCGAUUUUGAGAGCGACAACAAUGAACAAUACGCCUCCGAACCAUCUGGUCCAAUGAGAAUAAUGAGACCAGCCCCACCAAAGAAACCUCUUCGGCUGUCUCUGCAGCGAGCACAAAGCCUCCAAACCGUGGAAGGGAUCAUGAUUGACCCUAAUGGUGACAAAAAACGCGGUAUGAAACGGUCUCAUCGCAGUGGAAAGAGCUCAGAUGUAUCCUCACAGUAUAUCGAGAACAGUGUUCCUCUUCAAACCGCUUCCCUUGGUCGACAAAAGUAUAUUUGAAAUGUUUGCCAUCGAAAUUUACAACUUACGUACUGAAAGCAAUUUUCUUAGGGUGUGUUUGUUAGCACGCUAGAAAGCUUUUCGAUAAUGUAUAUUUUGAUAAUAUUUAAAAUACAAGGAAUAGCAUCAUCGA
This is a messenger RNA of Aedes albopictus (Asian tiger mosquito), 2897 nucleotides long. RefSeq lists its product as uncharacterized. NCBI's taxonomy places the organism in Eukaryota, Metazoa, Arthropoda, Insecta, Diptera, Culicidae. Gene Ontology annotation, molecular function: protein binding. The record is from RefSeq and is a predicted model, not a curated record.